This is a messenger RNA of Psammomys obesus (fat sand rat), 1077 nucleotides long. Its product is annotated as speckle-type POZ protein-like. Gene Ontology annotation, cellular component: cytoplasm; nucleus. Gene Ontology annotation, biological process: regulation of proteolysis; proteasome-mediated ubiquitin-dependent protein catabolic process. NCBI's taxonomy places the organism in Eukaryota, Metazoa, Chordata, Mammalia, Rodentia, Muridae. Gene Ontology annotation, molecular function: ubiquitin protein ligase binding. The record is from RefSeq and is a predicted model, not a curated record.
AUGUCAGAGGACCUGGCAGCUGAGAGCUGGGGCUUCACACAGAUCACCAUCAAGACAUUUUCCUACAACUGGACCAUCAGUAACUUCCAUUUUUCUCUGGAGGGAUUGAGCGAAGCCAUUAGCAGUCCAGUGUUCUCAUCAGAAGACAAUGACCAAACCAAAAGGUGUUUGAAAUUAUACCAGAAUGGGUUUGAUGAAGAAAGCAGAGAUUACCUUUCAGUUUACCUUGCAGUGCUCAGCUGUCCAAAGAGCCCCAUUUGGGCAAAGUUCCAGUUUUGGAUCUUAGAUGGCAAUGGGGAGAAAAGAAAUAAUGUGGAGAGCCAAAGUGUCAAGAGUUUCCUGCCAGACCAACAUUGGGGAUUCAAAAACUUCAUCCCUCAAGAGUUCCUCUUCUCCCAGGCCCAAUGGCUACGACGUGGCAGGCUCACACUCUUUUGCAAGGUGAGUACGGGCCAAGAUGUCGUCACCCUUUCUCGACAGACAUUUGCAAUCAAGAUUCCAAGGUGCUCUUUGACAGAUGAGGUAGGAGAGCUGUGGGAGAAUUCCCGAUUCACAGACUGCUGCCUCUUCAUAUCUGCUGAGGAAUUCUGGGCUCACAAGGCCAUCUUAGCACCUCGGUCUCCAGUUUUCAGAGCCAUGUUUCAACAUGACAUGGAGGAGAUACGAAAGAACAGAGUUGAGAUCAAGGACCUGGAGCCUCAAGUCUUCAAGGAGAUGAUGGGAUUCGUUUACACAGGGAAGGCACCAAACCUCCACACCAUGGUCACUGGUGUUCUGACAGCUGCUGACAUGUAUGGCCUGGAGCACUUGAAGCUCCUGUGUGAGGAUGCCCUCUACAGGGACCUCUCAAUGGAGAAUGCUGCUCACAUGCUCAUCUUGGCUCAAUUCCACAGUGCAGAGCAGCUAAAAAUACGGGCACUGGAUUUCAUUACAAUUCAUGCUUCUGAGAUCUCUGAGACCUCGGGUUGGAACAUCUUGGUGGAUUUCCAUCCCCACUUGCUGACUGAAGCAUUCCAUGCCCUGGCUUCUGCACAGAAGCCUUUCAUGGAAACCACUCUCAAACACCUGAAGAGAUAG